UUGGUAAUUUACAUAACACACAACCUUUAGACAAUAAUACUUAAACCAAAAACCCAUAAUUUACAUGUCCAAUGUUAUGUGUAUUUACUUCUCUCCGUUUUGUGUCUAUUUAGUUCUCUGAAUUCAACAUCACAUCUUAUACCCUUCAUAUGAAGUCAAAUUCUAAAUGAAGGGCUUGGCAGUACAUUACUGAUAGUCACUAAUCCAAUUUUCCACUGCUCUUCAUAGGAGGUUUGUGGGCUGCUCUUGAUAGGAACUUUGUGACACGCCACAAGUAAUAUCAGGUCAAUGCACUGUUGCUGAUUCUUUUAGGCCUGGUGGUCCAAAUUAUAAGCUUCGCAGUGGCACUCCAUUCGACAAUGUUGAACUCAUAGCGGUAUUUCUCUCCCUUCAAAAAAUGAGACCUUUAGUUAAAGUGGACUACUAAAUAAAGGAAGAGUAGUUCAAGUUCAUCACUACCUCCCAAAUGCGCCAAUUUGCUUUUCAAGUUACUAAUGGACAAGAUGUUGGAAAAUGAACAAUUCCAGGUACAUCAAAGAAUUCCCACCAUGAAAAAAGGAAAGGUAGGGAAUCAAUCGGACACCCUUCUCCGCUACCAUAGCUACCUGAAUCGGCAACGACAAUUGGAUGCAGUUGUUGACACUAGCAAGAGGGGGCAACUACUACCGCUGCCCAAUGAUUCGGAAUCUCCUUUUCCGUUUAGAGAGAACGACGAUGCUAUCCUAUUGGACAUAGGCAUGUCGUCGCCUCCACCUCUUCAGAUUGACCCACAUGGAAGUUGCUGCUGUAACUCAAUCCAAGUUUCGGCGGUUUCUCCCCUAUUUUUCGAUAUCAGGAUUCCUCUUCCAAGGUGGGUGAGGGAGGAGAUGGACAAGGAUCCAGACCUUGCAUACACAGAUCAAUGGGGAAGGAGGAAUUAUGAGUAUGUAUCACUUGGUCAUGAUACCCUUCCAGUCCUUAAAGGAAGAACUCCUGUUCAGUGUUACUCUGACUUCAUGAGGGCUUUUAGAGACAGGUUUGAAGACAUGCUAGGUGACACCAUUGUGGAGAUUCAAGUGGGCAUGGGUCCAGCCGGAGAGCUUCGUUUUCCUUCCUAUCCUGAGCAAAAUGGGACAUGGAGGUUCCCUGGAAUUGGGGCUUUUCAGUGCUUUGAUAAGUAUAUGAUUAGCAACCUAAAAGCCACAGCGGGAGCCAUAGGGGCUAGGAGCCAGCAAUUGGUAUGUAGAGAGUAAAGGUUGUCAUUGGCAUAUCCGGUCAUUCAGUUAGCAAGCAGAAGGCAUACAGUACAUAUAGCUGAGAUUGUGAUGUUCGACAUCUUACAUAAUCAAAGGCUCUUUUCUUAUAACUCCCAUAAGAACUUAGUCCCCUUCGGGUUAUUACUUAUGAAUAGAUUAUAUCUUACGAGGGUUCUUCUCAUUCAAAUUAAAGGAGGAUAGUGUCUGACCUCAACCAUCAAUAGAUCAAACUUUAAUCAAUUGACGGUGCAAAAGACACGAAUGCUUGGUUUAGGUGUGAAAUGUGCAGUCUUGGACAAGAAAAAGGUCUUCUCUACGCAUAAUCAACUGUACUUUAUUAACAAUAGGCUUUUCAAAAAAUAGAUGGCAUAGCAGCCUGAGGUCUCAAACACUGUUGAUCAUAUGCGACAUGAAGGCAUUUGCAUCAACAUUUCUUUUGUUUGUCCUUCCAACUCACUAAAAUGGAUAUGGGCCCAUGCCCAAUGUUGGAUUUUCUAGAGUUGAGGAAAAAGUAUCCUCAGUUCAAACUUCCCCACCUUUAUGCAUUGCCCACUCUCUUGGAUACAAAACUUUUAAGACACUAGCACUUAUUUAAUCAAGAACAUAGAUUCCUCAUUCAAACUUGCUUCCAAAUGAUGUUGGUGCAAGAAUGCAGAAAUGGUUAAACAUUUCUUCUGGAUUUGUCCUAAAGCUAAUGACUUCUGGUCUCACUUCUAAAUGGCCACAUGUGAAAUGGAUACACUCUUAAUAAAAAUGGAGGUACUUUACAGAUUCAUUUUAAUCAAUGGAGGUUCUCUUAAACAGAAGAGAUAUAAUCGGCUUUCUUCUUGGAGUCUAAAGGAGGUGACAUAAAAAGGAAGUAGGGUAUUGUGUUAACAAGGUCUACUUCUGGCAGCUUCUUGGUCUACUGCACUUUGUAGUUUGAUUCUAUUUUACUCUUUCCUUUUAAAAACCUUAGGUAAUGGGUAAAUUUUGGAAUGUCAUGAGGAUGAACAUUCAAUGUUGUACACAAAUUUUUUUCUCCGUUUCUUCAUUGGAUGAAGUUGAAGCUAAAGAAACAAGUGUAUUGGGU
Messenger RNA from Cuscuta campestris, 2307 nucleotides. The record is from the annotation of a GenBank genome assembly. Lineage: Eukaryota; Viridiplantae; Streptophyta; Magnoliopsida; Solanales; Convolvulaceae.